Messenger RNA from Kluyveromyces lactis, 384 nucleotides. RefSeq names its product Spg4p (gene SPG4). Lineage: Eukaryota; Fungi; Ascomycota; Saccharomycetes; Saccharomycetales; Saccharomycetaceae. The transcript has a single exon. The record is from RefSeq and is a predicted model, not a curated record. The coding region runs from base 1 to 384 and encodes 127 amino acids.
AUGUCACGAUUCUUUGACGCUUUUGAAGUAUACAACAAGAACAAACACGCACCAGCUGACUUUAAGUCACAUGGUGGCAGCAGCUUGAACACGGGAGCCACGACGGCUUACAUGUUCGCUCGUGAAUACCGGGGCCCCAGCACAGGUGAAAAGAAGGAAGCAGCUGCAGCUGCGCUAGCAGCAGACGUGAAGGCUGGUAAAGUGGAGUUGGUCAACGAUCCAAAUACUGCCGAUUCCUCCAGAAAGUCUAGUGUCAGCGAGGAGGCCAUGCCCCAGAUGGUAGACAUAUCGAAGUUGACUAGAGAAGAGUUUGAAGCUUUAUAUAACAAAAUCAAUCCCGGUAUGCUUCGUAAAGGAGAACCUAACAACAAGGUCAAUUUCUAA